Molecule: messenger RNA, 1557 nt
Organism: Diatraea saccharalis (sugarcane borer)
Lineage: Eukaryota; Metazoa; Arthropoda; Insecta; Lepidoptera; Crambidae
Source: the annotation of a GenBank genome assembly
AGUGAUUCGCCGGGAGUGCUAACGGGUGGACGUGCGUCGUGUUAAUAUUUUAGUGACCCAAUGCGCAUUGGGUCACUUUAGGACUCAAACUGAGUGACAGAAAAAUAUUUACAAGUCCAAAAUGAAACGAAGAGCGGAUCUGAUUUUAAAGAUGUUAGAGCACAAAAAAGAGGAAGAGGAAAUUAUUAGCUAUAACAAAGAGAAUAUUUCUUCUAAGGUGAAUGUUGCAGAUAAUGAUGGAAAUACAAAUGAAUCACUAAAACGAAAUAGACCUAAUAGUGAUAAACUUGAGCUGACCUGCAAUGCUAUAGAUGUAGAAAAAAAUACUGAAAAUGAUACCUUCGAAGAUGAAACACUUGCCAAGAAUUUUAGGACCCGGAAUUUAUCGACGUCUUCAAGCUCUUCCUCUUCAAGCUCUUCGUCUUCAAGCUCGUCACCUUCAACCACAAAGUUAAGUUCAUCUAACUCGUCGACUUCUAUAGAUCGUUCUGAUAAGAAGCAACAUGCCGCUCCUCCAUUAAGUCCAAACCCGAGUACCAGCAAGGAACAUGCUCCCCGUUGUUCGUCAAGCCCAAAGCCGAGUAACAGCAAGGAACAUGCUCCCCGUUGUUCGACGAGCCCAAAGCCAAGUAACAGCAAGGAACAUGCUCCCCGUUGUUCGUCGAGCCCAAAGCCGAGUACUAGCAAGGAACAUGCUCCCCGUUGUUCGUCAAGCCCAAAGCCGAGUAACAGCAGGGAACAUGCUCCCCGUUGUUCGACGAGCCCAAAGCCGAGUAACAGCAAGGAACAUGCUCCCCGUUGUUCGUCGAGCCCAAAGCCGAGUAACAGCAAGGAACAUGCUCCCCGUUGUUCGUCAAGCCCAAAGCCGAGUAACAGCAAGGAACAUGCUCCCCGUUGUUCGUCGAGCCCAAAGCCGAGUAACAGCAAGGAACAUGCUCCCCGUUGUUCGUCGAGCCCAAAGCCGAGUAACAGCAAGGAACAUGCUCCCCGUUGUUCGUCGAGCCCAAAGCCGAGUAACAGCAAGGAACAUGCUUCCCGUUGUUCGUCGAGCCCAAAGCCGAGUAACAGCAAGGAACAUGCUCCCCGUUGUUCGUCGAGCCCAAAGCCGAGUAACAGCAAGGAACAUGCUUCCCGUUGUUCGUCGAGCCCAAAGCCGAGUAACAGCAAGGAACAUGCUCCCCGUUGUUCGUCGAGCCCAAAGCCGAGUAACAGCAAGGAACAUGCUCCCCGUUAUCCGUCGAGCCCAACGCCUUGUACCAGCAAGAAACAUGCUUCCCGUUGCUCACCGAGCCUAUUAGGGCCGAACUAUCAAAUAUCACCUAUUCACACUGAUGAAAGUGAUGUAGACCUCAGCGACUCUGAUCCUACGUUUAGGUUAGAUAGCAAUAAAGGUGAGGAUGCUUCAUCAUCUGAAUCUGUUUCCCAUUCUGCUGCCACUGAAAGUAAUGGCAAAAAGAAAAAAAACUAGAAAACGCUUGAGAAAUCCCUCUAAGUGGAUACAGAAUGAAGUUAAACGAUUGAGAAAUGCGGGAAAAGCCUAUCAAUCCCUUUCAAAUC